AUGUCCGUGUUUUUUAUGAUUAUCGCUUCCCAAUCGGAUUUGAGCACAAUCGCCAUCCAGAAACUGGUUAAAGGCCACCACGAGGAACAGUUUGCUGGCGCUGGCGAUGAGAUCCGGGUCGUCGGUGAACAGUUUUGUGAGACGGGUUCUGAAGAGCGCCAUCCAGCAGAAAUUGAAGAGACUGAGGAAGCAGGCCGCAAACAGCGACACAGUAACGGCAAUCUUGUAGUUUUCGGACUUGGCGCCGAUGAUGUUGGCCAGCCGUGUAGAGCAGCAGAUCCCGACCGAGAACGGGAUCUGAAAGCCGAACGACGCGACGGUCGAGACGAUCGACUGCGAGGCCAGCUCCAACGAGUUGAACUUCGCCGAGAGAAACGUGAUCACCUGGAACGCAAACGCCUCCGACAAGAUCAUAAGCACGCCGGGAAGGCCCAGGGAGAAGAAUGGGGCCCAUUCGGAGGUGAGCUGGCGGAAAGUGGUAUUAUAGUGCCAGCAUUGGUAGCCGUCGACGAAGCAGAUGUAAAGACACAAAGAACUGGCGAUGAGCCAGUAGGUCAGCACAAAUGCAAGCGGAGGCGCCAGAAACCCGAUUUCGGGAAUCAGCAGAUGGUUCAGUGCGACGCUGACGGGCACAGCGAGGAAUAUUAUUCUGGUGGGGGCCCCAAACUUGUUCUGCGACUGGAGGUAUCUUUUGGAACACUCAAACGUCACAAUGGCAGGAAUGGCAAACGGCAUUAUACGGAGAUACUGUGCACACAAGCGGGCCAGGUUUUCGUCUCGAGCGACCAUAUAGAUCACAGGUCCGGCAUUUAA
Molecule: messenger RNA, 813 nt
Organism: Ogataea haglerorum
Lineage: Eukaryota; Fungi; Ascomycota; Pichiomycetes; Pichiales; Pichiaceae
Exons: 2
Coding region: 1-813 (270 amino acids)
Source: RefSeq, a predicted model, not a curated record